AGACCCAGUUUGCGCAUGCGCGGCGAGAACUCGCGAAGUAUGGCGGGCCCCGCGCCGGGUACUAUCAUGGCUGAAGAUUACUUUGGGAAUACCGCCGAGUGGGGCGAGGAGGCGGACGGCGGCCAGCAGCAGGAAGAUGAUUCUGGAGAAGGAGAAGAUGAUGCAGAGGUGCAGCAGGAAUGCCUGCAUAAGUUUUCUACGCGGGACUAUAUCAUGGAGCCCUCCAUCUUCAACACUUUGAAGAGGUAUUUUCAGGCAGGAGGGUCUCCGGAAAACGUCAUCCAGCUCUUAUCCGAGAACUACACUGCUGUGGCCCAGACUGUGAACCUGCUGGCCGAGUGGCUCAUUCAGACAGGUGUUGAGCCAGUGCAGGUUCAGGAAACGGUGGAAAAUCACUUGAAGAGUUUAUUGAUCAAACAUUUUGACCCUCGCAAAGCAGAUUCUAUUUUUACUGAAGAAGGAGAGACCCCAGCUUGGCUCGAACAAAUGAUUGCACACACCACUUGGAGGGAUCUCUUUUACAAACUGGCUGAAGCUCAUCCGGACUGUUUGAUGCUUAACUUUACUGUGAAGCUGAUUUCUGAUGCAGGCUAUCAAGGGGAGAUAACCAGCGUGUCCACUGCUUGUCAGCAGCUAGAAGUGUUCUCCAGAGUGCUUCGAACCUCUCUAGCCACCAUCUUGGAUGGAGGAGAAGAAAACCUUGAAAAAAACCUUCCUGAGUUUGCUAAGAUGGUGUGCCACGGGGAGCACACGUACCUGUUCGCCCAGGCUGUGAUGUCGGUGCUGGCGCAGGAGGAGCAGGGCGGCUCUGCGGUUCGCAGGGUCGCACAGGAGGUGCAGCGCUUCGCCCAGGAGAAAGGCCAUGAUGCCAGUCAGAUCACAUUGGCCCUGGGCACAGCCGCCUCCUACCCCCGUGCCUGUCAGGCCCUUGGGGCCAUGCUGUCCAAAGGAGCCCUGAACCCCGCAGACAUCACAGUCCUGUUCAAGAUGUUCACGAGCAUGGACCCCCCUCCUGUUGAACUCAUCCGGGUUCCAGCCUUCCUGGACCUGUUCAUGCAGUCACUCUUCAAACCAGGCGCCCGGAUCAACCAGGACCACAAACACAAGUACAUCCACAUCUUGGCUUAUGCAGCAAGUGUGGUUGAGACCUGGAAGAAGAACAAGCGGGUGAGCAUCAAUAAGGAUGAGUUGAAGUCAACAUCGAAAGCUGUGGAGACGGUCCACAAUUUGUGUUGCAAUGAGAACAAAGGCGCCUCUGAACUUGUGGCAGAACUGAGCACACUUUAUCAGUGUAUUAGGUUUCCAGUGGUAGCAAUGGGUGUGCUGAAAUGGGUGGAUUGGACUGUGUCCGAACCAAGGUACUUCCAGCUGCAGACUGACCAUACUCCAGUACACCUGGCAUUGCUGGAUGAGAUCAGCACCUGCCACCAGCUCCUGCACCCCCAGGUUCUACAGCUGCUCGUUAAGCUCUUUGAGACUGAGCACUCCCAGCUGGAUGUAAUGGAGCAGCUUGAGUUGAAGAAGACCCUGCUGGACAGGAUGGUUCACCUGCUGAGUCGAGGUUAUGUACUUCCUGUUGUCAGUUACAUCCGAAAGUGUCUGGAGAAGCUGGACACUGACAUUUCACUCAUUCGCUAUUUUGUCACUGAGGUGCUGGAUGUUAUUGCUCCUCCGUACACCUCUGACUUUGUGCAGCUCUUCCUCCCCAUCUUGGAAAACGAUAGCAUUGCAGGCACCAUCAAAACAGAGGGCGAACAUGACCCUGUGACGGAAUUCAUUGCUCACUGCAAGUCUAACUUCAUCAUGGUGAACUGAGUCAGAACAGCCUGCCGAGCUGAAGCAGAGCCUUGUGGAGCGUGGCUGGGGGACCCCUUCAAGCAGCUGCCAUCUGAAGAGGCUCAGUCAGCAUCUUGGAUGUGGGGUCUGCUAGGAGGGUGUGGAUAAUUUUUUUAAGAGGAGAAUGUUAGCAGUGUGAGAACCUACCGUUAAGGAUGGUCCCUUCUGUGUUGUCAGCCCAGUUUGUUCCUAAAUCCUGUGUGCAGUGCUCAUUUCCCUCAGUUUAGGAACCAGGUUCAUAUUACCUCUUGGGACGAGUCUACUCGUCAGGCCAGGGAUGGUAGGAAUUCAGAAAGAGACACUUUGGUGAACUAUUUUCAAGGUAGAUUUAAGUUUCCUCAGAAGAACCAAGUUGGUUGGUUGAUUUGAGUUUUUUUUUCUUUGUGUGUGGAUAAUUGUUUAAAUUUCCUAACAACAUGAAAUAAAUUUUUAAAAAGCC
This is a messenger RNA of Chinchilla lanigera (long-tailed chinchilla), 2275 nucleotides long. It is a transcript of the gene Nelfcd, whose product is annotated as negative elongation factor complex member C/D. Gene Ontology annotation, molecular function: RNA binding. The transcript is spliced from 15 exons. Gene Ontology annotation, biological process: negative regulation of transcription elongation by RNA polymerase II. Bases 16 to 1815 code for a protein of 599 amino acids. Gene Ontology annotation, cellular component: NELF complex; nucleus. The record is from RefSeq and is a predicted model, not a curated record. NCBI's taxonomy places the organism in Eukaryota, Metazoa, Chordata, Mammalia, Rodentia, Chinchillidae.